CGUUUUUCUCCUGAGCCGCGAACCCUACUGCUACUUAGACCGCUACUAAAUAAGUAGAACCAACCAGUACCGACCACGGCAUUUUCAGGGUCUUAUCCUCCCUAAUUCUAAAACCGAUUUCGACUACACAGAGAGAGUAGCCAGCAAUAUGAUGGCCACAACUGCAUAUGCUACUCCGCCAAUUUCUGCUUUUCUCACUUCCCAAGAAGGAUUUCGGGGUUCAACUCGGGGCUUUCAAUGGAAAAAGAUUGAGAGAAAGUGUCUGAGAAAGGCUGGUCCUCCUAAAAUUACUGCAAAAUUUGACUUAAAGCCUCCACCAUACCCACUGGAUGCUUUGGAACCUGUCAUGAGUCGUAAUACAAUGGAAUACCACUGGGGUAAGCAUCACAGAGCUUAUGUGGAGAAUCUGAACAAGCAAAUAGUUGGAACUGAAUUGGAUGGAAUGACAUUAGAAGACAUUAUACGAGUCACAUACAACAAUGGGGAUCUUCUUCCACCCUUCAAUAAUGCCGCACAGGCUUGGAACCAUGAUUUCUUCUGGGAGUCAAUAAAACCAGGAGGUGGAGGAGAGCCGUCUGGAGAGCUCUUAGAGCUAAUAAUCAGGGAUUUUGGUUCCUUCGAACAAUUUGCCAAAGAAUUCAAGGCAGCUGCUGCAACACAAUUUGGUUCUGGGUGGGCUUGGCUUGUGUAUAAAGUAAAUAGACUCAAUGUGGGAAAUGCAGUGAAUCCUCGUCCAUCAGAAGAGGACAAAAAACUUGUAGUAGUCAAGAGUCCUAAUGCUGUGAACCCCCUGGUUUGGGACUAUUAUCCGCUUCUGACUAUUGAUGUUUGGGAGCAUGCUUACUACCUUGACUUCCAGAAUCGACGGCCUGAUUUUAUUUCAACCUUCAUGGAGAAGCUUGUAUCGUGGGAAUCAGUCAGUUCCAGGCUUGAAGCCGCCAAAAUACAAGCUGCAGAGAGGAGUGAGGAAGAGAGGAGGAAGAAUGAGGAGAAAGAGGAUGAGAUGGCAAAUAAUGAAGCAGUGGAGAUGUACCUUGAAGAUGCAGAGUCUAAAUAAUUUUGUUUUGAGUAGUUAUGGAUCUUAUGCGUGAUUUUGUUUUCCUAAAAAAGUUUUAAUCGAGGCCACUUGAGUGGCAACUGGAAGGGGUGUAAUGCUGUUUUAUGAACACGCAUGUAUGUUUUUCUUUUGGUAGUGAAUAUAUUCCAUGGAUGCAAUAUCAAGGAGUGGGUUGAACUAAUGGAUGCAAUAUCAAGGAAUUUAGCUCUUUCCA
Molecule: messenger RNA, 1271 nt
Organism: Coffea eugenioides
Lineage: Eukaryota; Viridiplantae; Streptophyta; Magnoliopsida; Gentianales; Rubiaceae
Product: superoxide dismutase [Fe], chloroplastic-like
Biological process (GO): superoxide metabolic process
Cellular component (GO): chloroplast nucleoid
Molecular function (GO): metal ion binding; superoxide dismutase activity
Source: RefSeq, a predicted model, not a curated record